AUGUAUUCGGUGGAUGUCGAGAACUGCGAAGGGCAGGACGUUGUGGUAAUAGGAAGGCUCGAGAGGGUCGAGGACGGUGUGGUGGUUCUGAAGUGCAUGGGGAGGGAGGUCCAGGUGAGACACCAAGGCGUCGAGCUGUAUAGGCCGGGGCUGGUUAGGGUCCGUGGCACUGUGGAGAAUGGAGUCCUUGUUGAGAGCAGUGUUCGGCCUGUUGGAGGUGAAUUUGACAUGGAGGUCUAUGGCCGGUUUGUGGCUAUUGCAGCGAAGUAUCCAGACCUGUUCUGA
Encephalitozoon cuniculi GB-M1 is the source of this 285-nucleotide messenger RNA. RefSeq lists its product as uncharacterized. The transcript has a single exon. NCBI's taxonomy places the organism in Eukaryota, Fungi, Microsporidia, Unikaryonidae. Bases 1 to 285 code for a protein of 94 amino acids. The record is from RefSeq and is marked provisional.